UUCGUCCAAACCGCGAAAGCUGCAUUCAUCCCAGCCCCACACCCUUCCUCUCAAGCCUUCUCUCUGUAUUUCAUUUCAAUUUUGUUCAUUCAUUGCCAAAGCCUGAGAGCUCAAUCUUUGAGGAUUACGACUUACUGAGACGCCCAGAGAGAAAAAGCACUGUGACCUUGUGUCGGGCGAAUCUCGUUUUACUAAUUCAACAAUGGCGUACGUCGAUCACGCCUUCUCGAUUUCCGACGAGGAUAUCAUGAUGGAGCCAUCUUACGUUGUCAACAACAAACCUCCCAUCAAGGAGAUCGCCCUCGCCGUUGCUCUUCUCUUCUUCGGAACCCUCGGUAUCAUCAUCGGUUCAAUUAUGACCUACAAUCGUGUCGGCGGUGACACAGCUCACGGGCUUUUCUUUGCAAUACUGGGAGCCAUCUUGUUCAUUCCGGGAUUCUACUAUACGCGGAUUGCUUAUUUUGCCUACAAGGGAUACAAAGGGUUUUCUUUCUCUAACAUACCGCCUGUGUAGCUGUGUCCUAUAUGUCAAGGUCAAAUAUCACUCUGUACAGAUCGUCAAGGGUUGUAUGUUUUUUCUUAUCUUGUUUGUUCUCCUAUGGUUUUGCCGGCAAAUAAUGUGUAUUUACAUUACAGGUGCUCAGAACACAGACCAAAAAAGAAAAAAAGAUUACAUCUGCUUGGAACAAUAUAUACAACGCUGUUUAAAAUUAUCUUCUAUAUAAUAUGCUUUUAUCUUCUCUAAAUCGCUAUUGUAUUUUUACUCAAUCAAAAUAUGCGAUGAAUACUGAAAGCUAGAAGGUUUAAUCUAAGGCCUUUUUUCAUUGUCCUUUCUUGAAAAUUCUUCCCCGUUUCCCCCUUUCUUCUACUUUUGCAAUCUCUUGGCUAUUGGAAAUGUAUAUUAUUUCUAGGUGACUUGUAGGGAUGACUGAGACGUUCCUAAUGUAAAAUUUUUAUGCUAUUUUUUUUUUUGGGCAUCCUCGAUUAGCUAUGUGGAAGUGAUUUUACGAUGCUCUAGAUAAAUAUACGAGAGUAAUUUUUGCGCGACUUGCUUGAAAGUACUUUCUUUAAGUGCUUCUAAGGGGUUCCCAAACUCCCCCGUAGUAUAAGUGGCAGGUGGUCAUAGGAUGGGUCCUUGAUAUGCCAUCUGUCUGCCAAAGUAUGUUUGCAUUUUUAUCCUUUAACAAUAUGUUGGUCACUUAUCAUUUGGAGGUAAAAUCUGAUCUUGCUUGAAUUCAUUCAAAAUUGUUUGUUUUGGUUGUGUAUAAUGUAAGCUGCCAAUAAUCAAUGUCAGUGAUAUUGAGAUUUUUUGGAAAACUCUUUAUUUUGUUUUUUGUUGUCUCUUUUAUCGUCUUGGCGGGACAUUUGACUCCCCCUUAUUCAUGUUUUUUGGGUUUUCUAGAUAUAUAUACAUGUUGAGAUAUGCAGACAACCGGCAGAAUUUUUGGGAACACUCUUUCUCCCUGUUUUGUGUUUGGUUGUCUCUUUUAUCUUCUUGGUGGGGCAUUUAACUUCCCUUUAUUCUUGCUUUUUCUGGUUUUUUAUAUACAUAUGUGUGUGUGUGUGUGUUGAGAUAUGCUGACAAUCGGCGAAAUUUUUUCUUGACUGAAAUUUACCCUCCUCACCUUCGGCAAUACAUUUGUUUUGAUUGAGGAUGUCAUUAUAGCCUUGGCCUCAGUUUAUGUUUUGAUUGUUGAUUUCCUGUCUGAGAUUUUAAAGCCCAUGUUUGAUAUCAACCUCCAAGUAUGCCCAGUAAUGAUAAAGGUUUUGUGAGCAUAAUUGCUCCAAGGCUCAGAUAAAUUAGCCAUUGAAGUUUAUUAGGGCUAGGGGGUAUUUGAAGUCCUAUCUAAGUUUUUCAGGGCAAGUAUGAUUUGAAGCAUUGAAAUUAUAAGGAGUAAACUUUAUUCUUUUAGCUAUUGAUUGGCUGAAUUGGUUGUUUAGGACUUUAUCACAAGAUUUUAGUGUGACAGCUGUGGCUUAUUUGAUCUCUGGAGACAGAUCAUAACAUAGAUGAUUCUUGCCUUGUUAUAAAUGGAACAUAUGUCUUAACCAUUUGCUCCAGCAAUAUAACAUCGAUUUGUUUUCAUGUUCAAUAUGUUAAUGGAGUUAGAGUACCUUGGUAGCUUGAAAGCAAAUGGUGGCGGGAUAUAUUGACAGUGAAAUUACUAUGAAACUGCAUCAUGUAAGAGUUUGAUAGAGUGGUCAUUUUCUUUCAUGCAUAGCGAAUUUGUAAUUAAAGUAUUUUAAAAAUUUGAGUCAUAGUUGGUAAUUAUGACUUGAAAACUCAACUUCCUCCAAAUAUAUUUAGUAUAUAAUAUAUUAUUUAUUUCAA
Neltuma alba is the source of this 2332-nucleotide messenger RNA. Its product is annotated as transmembrane protein 230. The transcript is spliced from 2 exons. The record is from RefSeq and is a predicted model, not a curated record. Gene Ontology annotation, cellular component: endomembrane system. Lineage: Eukaryota; Viridiplantae; Streptophyta; Magnoliopsida; Fabales; Fabaceae. The coding region runs from base 203 to 514 and encodes 103 amino acids.